AUGCUUCUCCUCGACUACCAGAAUGUCCUGAUCCAGUCCAUCCUCACAGAUCGGUUCUCGGGCGCGCCUCCGCAGUCGAUUGACCAGGUUGUGUCGGACUUUGACGGAGUGACGUUCCACAUCUCGACCCCGACGACGAAAACGCAGAUUCUCAUUUCGCUGUCGAUCAAAUGUUUCCGCGAACUCGUGCAAUAUGGCGCGGAAGCCGUGCUGCAAAGAGAAUACGGAGCGUACAUUACCGCGACGGAGGCCGGCUACGACUUUAGUAUUCUGGUAGACCUGGAGAGUCUGCCGCCGACGCCGGAAGAGCGGGAAGAGCUGGUGCGGAGAAUCAGUCUGUUGAAGCGCAAUGUCAUGGCGGCGCCGUUCGAGAAGGCCUACGACGAUUUCUCGCACCUGUCCGAAGAGGCGGCCAAAUAUACGUCCGAGUCCGCACCGCAGGGCGUCCGAGAUGGGGGCGAGGUCAUGGCAAUCCAUUACCGCGAGGAAGAGGCCAUUUACAUCAAGGCGAGCUCGGAUCGCGUCACGGUCAUCUUCUCCACCGUGUUCAUCGACGCUGUGGAUCGGAUUUUCGCAAAGGUCUUCAUGCAGGAGUUUGUCGAUGCGAGGAGACGCGCCAUCCAGAACGCCCCGCAGGUGCUGUUCAGAAGCGAUCCGCCUUUGGAAAUUCAAGGGCUGAAGGGAGUCGGGAAGACCGGGGAAAAGGGCGAGAGUGGCUUCAUCACGUUUGCAGUUCUGUUUCCGCGGCAUCUGACUCGGCAACGACGGGACGAAGUCAUCUCCCAGAUCCAAACGUUCCGCGAUUACUUCCACUAUCAUAUCAAGGCAUCCAAGGCCUACAUCCACUCCAGGAUGCGGCGUAGGACAGCAGACUUCUUGCAAGUACUAAACCGUGCAAGACCCGAGACGGAAGAGCGGGAAAGGAAAACAGCCAGUGGCAGAACGUUCCGAGUUCAAGCGUGA
This is a messenger RNA of Capronia coronata CBS 617.96, 963 nucleotides long. RefSeq names its product actin like protein 2/3 complex, subunit 2. The transcript has 3 exons. Lineage: Eukaryota; Fungi; Ascomycota; Eurotiomycetes; Chaetothyriales; Herpotrichiellaceae. Gene Ontology annotation, cellular component: Arp2/3 protein complex; actin cytoskeleton. Bases 1 to 963 code for a protein of 320 amino acids. The record is from RefSeq and is a predicted model, not a curated record. Gene Ontology annotation, biological process: Arp2/3 complex-mediated actin nucleation; actin filament polymerization. Gene Ontology annotation, molecular function: actin filament binding; structural constituent of cytoskeleton.